GAGCUAGUGGCCGAUCUCUUGGGCCCCCUGGAACAGCGGGAAGCGAGGAACAGGGUGGCGGCGGCUCCAGACGAGGCCUUGGACGACUGAAAUAUCAAAAGUUUUGAUGCAGUAUUGAGCCGGAAAGGAUGUGAAGGUCUGUAAUAUAUUGAUGAAAAAGUUAUUGUUGAAUCUGCCACCACAGCUGCCGUGACCUGCCAGGACAGCUGCGUGGCCGAGCAUCCCUGAGCAUCACAUUAGAAGUUGCUGACCACUCUCUCCAGCCCUUGCCAAGUACGUCUCAUUCUCCACACAGCCAGUGCGAGAUCCCUGCAGCUACAAGGUGGGCACCAUGACCGAGCUCAUUAACUGCCACCACUGCAAUGAGCCCCUGCAGGGGAAGAACUACGUGGAGAAGGAUGGCCACCGCUGCUGCUUGAUCUGCUUCGACAAGUUCUGUGCCAACACCUGUGUGGAAUGCCACAAGCGCAUCAGUGCGAACUCCAAGGAGGUGUGCUACAAGAACUCCUACUGGCACAGCGCCUGCUUCAACUGUUCCAAGUGCCUGCACCCCUUGGUCAACGAGACCUUUGUGGCCAAAAACGACGAGAUCCUGUGCAACAACUGCAGUAUGCUGGAGGGCACCCCGACGUGCAAGGGCUGCUCAAAGCCCAUUGUGGCCGGCGAUCAGAAUGUGGAGUACAAGGGGACUGUCUGGCACCAAGACUGCUUCACCUGCAGCAGCUGCAAACAAGUCAUCGGGACUGGAAGCUUCUUCCCUAAAGGGGAGGACUUCUACUGCGUGACUUGCCAUGAGGCCAAAUUUGUCAAGCAGUGCGUGAAAUGCAACAAGCCCAUCACAUCAGGAGGAGUCUUGUACCAGGAUCGGCCCUGGCAUUCCGAGUGCUUUGUGUGUGCUAACUGCUCUAAGAAGCUGGCUGGGCAGCGCUUUACCACUGUGGAGGACCAGUAUUACUGUGUGGAUUGCUACAAGAACUUUGUGGCCAAGAAGUGUGCUGGGUGCAAGAACCCCAUCACUGGGUUUGGUAAAGGCUCCAGUGUGGUGGCCUAUGAAGGACAAUCCUGGCACGACUACUGCUUCCAUUGCAAAAAUUGCUCCGAGAAUCUGGCCAACAAGCGCUUUGUUUUCUAUCAGGAGCAAGUGUAUUGCCCUGACUGUGCCAAAAAAGUUGCAAAGUGACAGUUUGAGUUCCAAACUCAAAUUGAAUUGAGUUUCAUUCCUUGUGUCCUCACCCUCUGCCCUGCACCAUCCAUAGGAAAAGAGCAGCCUUUGACCUCUUUAAAGUUGUUCCUUCUGUCUUUUCUCCCAUUUUAUAGUAUUAAAUAAGGGCACACAGUGAUCAGUCAUUAGAAUUUAGCAAAAAGCAGCUCUGCAGCAAAGUUAAUUUUGUGUUGGUUGCAGUCAAAAAGUGAACACUUAGAUCGACUCCUCUGCAUGUUUAACAUAGAGCAGAAAAGUGCUAAUCAUUUAGCUGUUUAGUGAUGUAACUGAGAAGCCUUAAAGUCCCCAGAGAUGCCCUUCCUGGCUUAGCUGGGCCACCACAUCUUCACACAACACAGAGCAGCUGCAGUGGCUGCUCCAGCUCACUGCUCACCAUGUCCUGGGAGGAGAAAGAAAACUUACCAAAAUGCAUGGUUUAACUCCCUCAUCAAAACCUCUUUUCUAUUCUUUUGUGCUUUUCUGUUCUUUUUGUGCAUUUGUAUUCCCUAAUACAAAUUUCCAGAUAAUUAACAUUUGAACUUAGCUGUAAUUCUAAUAUUAUAUUUUUUGACCAAGAGGGGAAGAGAGGGAGACAAACACUGAUGUAAGAGAGAUCCAUCAAUCGGUUGCCUCUCAUACACACCCCAACCAGAGACCAAACCCGCAACCCAGGCACGUGUGCUGAGUGACCUUCACUUUGCGGGAUGACAGCCAACCAACGGGAGCCCCGCUGGUCAGGGCCUUAGUCGCAACUCUAAGCUGACCUUUUCCUCACACUAAUGUUUGAGUUCCCCAUGUGCCCUGUUUUCUGAACAUUCCUAACUUUCGAGCAUGGAAUGUGCAGGCCAUUUGGGAAGUGGAAACAUCUGAGAGAAGAGGGCUGUUUCAGAAGAACAUCAUCCCAGCGAGUUUUCCGGAAACCAAACAAAACUAACCCAGCUGUCCUUUUUUUUUUUUUCCAACUAAUAUUUUUGUUUUAAUGAAUAGCAGCAUAGUUAGGUUUGGAGACUUGCAAGGAAGCAUUUUAGGACCCCCACACAUUCCUACAGUUUUGAAAUCAUCCCACAGAAGUAACCAUAAAACUCUGCAGGGGCAGCUGAGCAGGUGCCAGGACUGUCGCCACAGGGAUGUGGUGAGUUGACUCCCUUGUAACCGAGUCCGUGGGCUCUUUGUCCCUGUGUUAAAGAGUCCCUCCAGCACCCCUUCCCUUGUGAUCGCCAGGACUGUUCCUCAAGGGCGGAGCUGCACCUCUGAGGGAGGGGGAGGUUGCCAUCGUCACAGGCGGAUCUCCACGUGGUGUGUCCCUGAGGGGCGGAGCCCCUGCCCACUGUAUUCCAGCUGCGCUGUUGCGUCACACAGCAGAAUGAGACGAUCUCAAGUGAACGUGUAAUGACAAUGCACAUUAUUAACACUCACAGCAGUGGUUAGAGAAGCCAGUGCCUCAGCCCUACAUUCUGUCGUCAGUUAUGAUCACUUAAUGUUUCAGUGUGUCCUUACACAAACGAAGCAGCAUAUAAAGGAAAAUGUCUGUGAAACUCAAUUUUUACUGUUUAAAAGUCGUGCUUUGUUUAUUUAUUAAUCCUUAUCCAAGAAUAUUUUCAUUGAUUUUAGUGAGAAAGGGACAUUGAUGUGAGAGAGAAACAUUGAUCAGUUGCCUCACAUACACUCCCCAGUCAGGGCUCAAAUGCACAACCUAGGUAUGUGCCCUGACCAGGAAUCGAACCCACAACCUUUUAGUGUGUAGGGUGAUGACACUGGUCAACUGAGCCACCUGGCCAGGCCCAGAAGCCAUAUUAACAGUUUAAAGCAUCACUAAGUAAUUCAGGGCAAAAAUGAACCAAUUCAGACUUGUUUAAAAAAAAUCCACAUUUGCCAUCUGACUACUACUUUGCCAGAAUAGAGAAUAGAGUGUGACUUCUAAAGAGGCGAGGAGAAAUGGACUAAAUAUGAGGUGGGAUACCAGAAAAAAAGGUGGGAGAUGUUUCUAAAACUGACGUGCCUGGUGUUAACCUUGAAAAAAUUGCCUUCUAGCCAGGGCAUUCUCCUCGAACUAUGAAACAAAUUUCAGUGUUGCUGCAAGUAUUCCAUUCUCGGGUGAACUUUGGGGUCACAAUUGCUCUGUUUAAAGACAUGGCCCAGGAAACAAUGAGUGCUAGACAGUAAGUGCCUAUGGAAAUCUUUUAAAGGUAGUUCACAUUGGAGCUGUUGUGCUCCAGUUUUAAAUGGAAAUUUGGUGCCAAAAAUUCUUCUGGAGAUAGAAGCAACUUCUAGAAAAACAUUACUAGUUGAAAUGAGUGUUACGGGGCCGAGGAACGGCCUAGAACCCCAGGGCACUGAAUGGCUUGCUGGUACUCUGGGAGUCGUAGUGAGCUUGGUGCAUGUGCCGGACAGGAAGCCACCAUGACUGUUGGAACGAGAACUUCUCCAGGCUCUGGCCUCUACCUAACACAUACCGCUUGUUUGGGAAUGUGUCGUUUUUCUCUGCAUCAGCGAAUAAAAUCCCAACACAGCCAGCAUAACAAGAACUGUUGGCAAUAAUACAUUGGGAGACCCAUUUUAAAUCUUAGCCUUGAAAUGAAUCUAUCAGUACAUGCUGAAACCUCAAAGAGUUUAAUAACCAGACCUACCUAGUAUGUGUGACAGUUUAUGCUCUGCACUUGGUAAAUUGUCAACUUGAACCUUCUAUGUUGCAGACACUAUUCUAGGCAUGGGGCGUCUAGCAGUGAACAAAUACACAAAAUCCCUCCCCUGCUGGAGUUAGAUCCUAACAAAACCUGUGUCUCAUGAUGUCGUGUGAUGAGCACUGGAGAAAAAUGGGGAGGGGGGUGCUGCAUUUUCAGUGGGGAGGUGGGAGGCAGCCUCACUCAGCCGACCGUGGAGCUGAGGUCUGAGGAAAGUGCUGGAGCAGGCCAGGCCCGAGCACCAGGCAGAAAGGACCUGAGUGCAAAGGGCCUGAAACAGGUUUUUCUGGUGUGUUCUAGAAUCAACAACAACAACAAAAAAAAACAGCCUGGCUGAAAUGGAGUCAGGUUCUCCAAGGAUUAGAAAAUGAACCGAAGGUCAAGGGCCACUCAUAAUGACUGUAUGCCUUGUUAAGGACUUUGGCUUUUAUUCUGAGGAGUUUGAAAGGAGGAGCGUUUUAAAAGGCUCCCUCCCCAGCUGUUGUUUGGUGGUAGUCUUGUAGUAAACUUAAGGAGCAGAUUUUGGUGGGUGGAGGGACCUGCAGCUCAGUUAGACAACUUAGUAAAUAUGAAGUUGGCAGUUGGAUAUUCAAGUCUGGAGCUCAGGAUAAGUGAGCAUUUAAAGCCAUGCACCAGAAAGAGAUGACCAAAGGAGUGAGUAGAGAAGAUGGAGCUGUGGCAGAUCGCCAAGGGAGACCCAGCGAAGCUGACAGGAAAAGCUGGUGAGGAAGAGGAAAAGCCAGGGCAGUAUCUAGAGCUGGGCUAAUACAUAGUAGCUACCAGUCACUUGUGGCUAUUUAAGUUAUAAUUGAAAUUUUUAAUUCAGUUCCUCAGUCACAUUAGCUGUAUCUCAAGGCUCAUUUCCUGUGGCUAGUGGCUACUGAUUUGGGCCACACAGAUACAGAACAUUUCCACCUCCACUAAAGUUCUGUUGGGUGUUUCUGAUCCAGAAGCCAACAGAAAUUCUCAAGGAGAGGAAAUAUGUCAAAAACCGCUAACAAGUAAUUUGAGGACUGAGACUUGAUCAAUAGAUUUACUUAUGUGUAAGUUACUAGCCACCACUUGACCAGAAAGCAGUUUUGGGGGGCGGGCAGCAAAAACCUGAUAAAAUUGUAUUCAGGAUAAACUGGAGAAGAGGAAUUGGAAUCAGAAAAUAUAGACACCUUGGUUUAAUAGAGCUAGGAGAUAAAUUUCACCUUUCCCUCUUUACCAGAACAGUGUGCUUUUAACUAUUAAAUAGUCAUAGUCAAAAUGUUAAUAAUCAAACUUGGAUAAUUAAUUCCUAAAUAAAAAAAAAACAUUAACUCUGCAAUCAUUACAUUUGGAAAUAAUGCAUUACUCCUACUGUAAUUACUUUAAUAUUUACACUACCAAGGCAAUAGUAUCUUGAAAGAUAGGGAUGAACUGAGCAUUUAUUUACCAAACCUCAAAAUACUAGAAUCUGGCCCUGGCUGGUGUGGCCCAGUGGAUAGAGGGCCAGACUACAAAGCAAAGGGUCACUGGUUCGAUUCCCACUCAGGGUACAUGCGGUCCAGGUCCCCAGUAGGGGGCACUCAAGAGGCAACCACACAUUGCUGUUUCCCUCUCCCUCCCUUCC
This is a messenger RNA of Artibeus jamaicensis (Jamaican fruit-eating bat), 5479 nucleotides long. RefSeq names its product four and a half LIM domains protein 1-like. Bases 332 to 1180 code for a protein of 282 amino acids. The transcript is spliced from 3 exons. Lineage: Eukaryota; Metazoa; Chordata; Mammalia; Chiroptera; Phyllostomidae. The record is from RefSeq and is a predicted model, not a curated record. Gene Ontology annotation, biological process: muscle organ development. Gene Ontology annotation, molecular function: transmembrane transporter binding.